Penicillium roqueforti is the source of this 2565-nucleotide messenger RNA. RefSeq names its product annexin ANXC4 (gene anxc4). Gene Ontology annotation, cellular component: cytoplasm. The record is from RefSeq and is a predicted model, not a curated record. Bases 1 to 2565 code for a protein of 854 amino acids. Gene Ontology annotation, molecular function: calcium-dependent phospholipid binding; calcium ion binding. Lineage: Eukaryota; Fungi; Ascomycota; Eurotiomycetes; Eurotiales; Aspergillaceae. The transcript is spliced from 2 exons.
AUGUCCCUCCAAGUGAACGACCCACGGUCGCAAACCCGAUCCAAAUCUCCCGCCCGCGAGCCCUCACGGUCGCGAUCGCGGUCGCGCGACAACCGAAUCCCCUCUCCCUCUCCCUCCCCCUCUCGCCGGUCGCGCUCACCAGCCGUCGAAAUCCCCAGAGCAAAGACCUACAGCCCCGACGAAGAAGCCGAAAUAGAGCGCCAAUACAAGCUUAUCAGCUCGCGCCGUCGCGAGAACCCAGAUGAGUCGCGCGCCGGCAGCUCGCACGCCCCAAGAAGCGCCCGCUACGACGUGGACCCUCGCGAUGACCGCUACCAACACUCAGACGAGGAGCGCGGUUCUGCCGCCGCUUCGUCACUGUCGCAUCGUCAACCCCCGUCGCCAGCCCGCGACAGUCGUUUGGAUGUGAAUCCGAAUCCGAAUCACCACGACUCCGACUCAGCAGAUGAUCUAGCCUACGGCGAUGCGCCAGGCAACCAUCCCAGCUACGCGCGCCGGAAUCCAUACAGCUAUGCCCAGCCCACGCAGUUUGCCUCCGCGUCCGCGCCGCGACAACCAACCUACGCUACCGCACCAGUAGACUGGGCCUCAGUGCCAGAAUGCGAACGCCCUGGGUUUGUGCCGCCCUCCUCGCAGCCUGGCCCGGCUACUACUAUGCCCGGCGCGUUCCCUGCAGCGUCAAACUACCCCGCUGGCUCGGGAGCUACGUCGCUGCAGUAUACUAGUUUACCGGCCCAGCAGGCUCCGUAUGCGCCGACGAGUGCGGCUUAUGCGCCUUCGCAUUACCGUACUCCCUCGAGUGAGACUGGUUAUUCGCAGCCUGCUGUGGGGUAUGCGAAUCCGGGCGUGUACCAGUAUGCGCAGCUUGAUCCUAAUGUGAAGUAUUCUUCGAAGACGGUGCCUGUGCCGCCGCCCGCGCCGCCCGCGCCUAGGCCUAUAUACCCGGCUGCUACCCAUGAGCAGUUUUCUAGGCCGAUUCCGCAGUCGUCGCAGAAUUUGUAUCCGUAUCAAUCGCAGGCGCAGCCGCAGUCACAGGGACAGUCGCAGCAACCGCCAGAGCAGCCGUCUCGGAAUAAACAGGAGCCCGAGCCUCAGUUUGUGGAGAUCGCGCCCAGGAGUCGGUCGAGUGCUCGUCCACACAGCAGCUCUGUGUCCUCGUCGAAUAAUCUCGCUGUUGGAAGAGCCAGUGCUCCUAAUUCGGCUCAUCCCCCGGGUAGUCCGCUGCUGGAGCCGUAUCAUGGAACCUACCAGUCCAUCUCACCGAUGCCAUCCGCGAUCAUCAUCCCCUCCAUCCGCGACGAUGAAAUCUCAGACCUUGAACCACUCGACGGAAACUCAGCGUCAGACUCAAGCCGACGCAGCAAACACAUUCGCUCGCGCUCGUCUGUCCGUGUCAGCGAGAAAGAUUCCCGCUCCCGCGGCAACAAAGAUAAAGACAAAGAGCGCAGCUCCUCGCGCGACAACCGCAAGGACGACAAACGCCUCACCCACCCAAAAAUCAGCCACGGCCGCCACGACUCAGGCUCCUCCACCCGCAGCUCCGACGCAAGAGUCCUCGUCUCCCCAACGACAGGCCGGAAACGCGUCUCCUUCUACGACGCCGGCCCCGAUGCCGCCGCCCUGCAAGCCGCCCUCAGCCACACACGCAACAUCGACAGUAGACCCAUGAUCCAGAUCCUGCCCCGGCUAACAAGCGACGAAAUCAUCCUCCUGCGCCACGAAUACAAAAACCGCGUCCGCCUCCAAGGAAAAGGAAUCAACAUCGCCAAACACCUCCGCCUCAAACUCGGCAGUUCCUCCUUCGGCAAAGUCUGCUACGCGACCGCCCUCGGCCGCUGGGAAUCAGAAGCCUACUGGGCGAACUGCUACUACCAAGCCGGGACAUCCCGCCGCGAACUCCUAAUCGAGUCCCUGAUGGGCCGGACGAACGCCGCAAUCCGCGAAAUCAAACACUCCUUCCGCGACAGCCGCUACGACAACAGUCUCGAGCGCUGCAUGCGCUCCGAGCUGCGCGCGGACAAGUUCCGCAUGGCGAUUUUGCUCGCGCUCGAGGGCCAGCGCCAGGAUGAUCGCGACCCACUGGAUAGACGGCUCGUGCGCGCCGACGUGCAGGAUUUGCAUCGCGCGAUUGUCCGCGAGGGCGGCGAGACUGCUAUGAUUCAUAUUAUUGUUUUGAGGAGUGAUUCGCAUCUGCGCGAGGUGCUGCGCUCGUACGAGGAUAUCUACCGGCAUAAUUUUGCGAAGGCUAUGAUUGCGAAGUCGCGGAAUCUGGUGGGCGAAACCCUAGCCCACAUCCUCAACGGCGCAAUCAACAGACCAAUGCGCGACGCCCUCCUCCUCCACCAGGCCCUGCGCGAAUCCCGGACCGGCCGCGAGCGCUCAGAGCUCCUCAUUUCCCGUCUCGUGCGGCUGCAUUGGGAGCCUAGACAUCUCGACCUCGUGAAGAAUGAGUACAGGCGCCGAUACCAUGAGCGUCUGGAGGAGGCUAUUGCCGAGGAGAUUCUGCCGCUGAAUGGGGGCCAGGAUUGGGGGGAGUUUUGUAUUGAGUUGGCGCGGAAUGCUUGA